UUGUCCACUCCCAGUCUCCCAACUUAAAUAAUUCAAACUUGAGGGGAAUUCCUCAAAAAAAAAAAGAAAAAAAAAAAAAGAGAGAGAACCGAAUAUCCACAGCACAUUGUCAACCCCAGCCAUGCACACUGAUAUAUUCCUUAACUUACUUGAUAAAGUAAUCAUCCAUCCGUUGACUUUGACUCACUCUGUAAAUCCAUACCACUUGCCAUUAUCAUCCCAAUUAGCUGUCGUUUAGAACUGCUUAGACUUUGCAACACUCACGUCUAGUUGGGGCCCACUUUCGCUCCUCCUUUUUAAGCCCACCAAACAAACUAACAAAUACCUUUCCAAUUACAUAUCUUUCGCCAAAUAUCCCGGAUUUUCGAGAUAAUUGAGAUUUCUGAUAAUUGGGUUUUUCUCUGAAUUUGAUUUGAACAAGUGGGUCAUCAAUGGAAUUGCAAAACGUUGGUAUUGCGAGAUGUGGGAAGUGGAUCAAAAGGCCAGAAAAUGUCAAUUUUGUGAUUCUAGGAAAGUCUUAUAAAUCUUCUUCUGCGAAAUCAAAGCUCGAGAUUUUUUCAUUUGAUCCUAAAACUACUACUCUCGAAUCUUCUCCACUGACUGAACAGGAAAUUGAAGAUGGAGAGCCAGUGAGCAUUGCGGUGCACCCUAAUGGGGAUCAAAUCAUUUGUGCUACUUCCUCUGGUGACUGCAAGAUAUUUGAAUUAUGUGUCCAAGAAACAUCUACAAAACUGUUGGCUAAAGAAGCACCAUCUCUAGAAGGUGUUGGACUGCAAAAUUGUGUAGCUUUUAGCAUUGAUGGAUGCAAACUUGGUAUGGGUGGAGAGGAUGGGCGUCUCAGAAUCUUAGAGUGGCCUAGCAUGCGAAUAAUAAUCGAUGAACCAGCUGCUCACAAGUCCUUUCGAGAUAUGGAUUUCAGCCUAGACUCUGAGUUCUUAGUCUCAACUUCUACUGAUGGUUCAGCAAGAGUUUGGAAUGUUAAUGAAGGAGUUCCUGUGGCAACCUUGAAACGCAGUGCGAAUGAAAAAAUUGAAUUAUGCUGUUUCUCGAAGGAUGGAACUAAACCUUUUGUGUUUUGCACUGUUCAAAGAGCAAAGCUUAAACCAAUUACUGCUGUUUGGGACAUGAGUACUUGGAAAAGGAUUGGAUACAAGGUACUGCUUGGAAAGCCUGCUUCAGUAAUGUCCACCAGCCCAGAUGGGAAAUAUCUUGCGCAGGGAAGCAAAGAUGGCGAUUUCUGUGUAGUUGAUGUGAAUAACAUGAGGAUCAGUCACUGGAGUAAAAGGCUGCAUCCGGGUACAUCUAUCGGAGGAGUACUAGAGUUUUGUCCUAGUGAAAGGGUUGUACUUACAACUACUGAAGAAUGGGGAACUAAGGUGACUAAGCUAACUGUUCCUGCAGAUUGGAAAGAUUGGCAGAUCUAUACACUGCUGCUGAUUUUGCUUUUGGCUUCUGCAGUAGCCUUCUAUAUAUUCUAUGUGUAUUCUGAUUCAUUUUGGCAGGUGCCUGGCACAACUCAGCACUCUAGACCAAAAUUCGAUACGCUUAUAGGAGAUCCACAAUCUGAGGAUCCAUUUGGCCCGUUGGAUCUGUAAUUACUUGAUUUUGAGUUGCAUAGACCUUACAGUCAUAACCAGGUUGAACCAACUUCUGCAGUUUUAUUGAUGAGGUUACACUUUACACUGCUCUCCUUACUCUGCAGUUGACUGAUUGAGGCAAGAUAGCAAAGUUGAUAUCUGAUUUUAGCGGUGUAUAUUUUUAUUUCUAUUUCAUUGUUUUUAAGUGUUUAACGUCCUUUUUUUUUUCCGUGGACUACAUACAAUGUAUUGAUUCUGAGUUAGUAUCUUUUGGUGCAAAUUUGUUUCUUAGUUGGGAAUAAGAGCUGAGACAUUUUGUGACUGAUAAGCUAUUUCAAAAGAAAUGGUAUUAUGUAUGAUGCGUCGUCUUAGUCUUA
Messenger RNA from Beta vulgaris subsp. vulgaris (sugar beet), 1954 nucleotides. Its product is annotated as SEC12-like protein 1. Gene Ontology annotation, molecular function: guanyl-nucleotide exchange factor activity; GTPase activator activity; protein binding. The record is from RefSeq and is a predicted model, not a curated record. Gene Ontology annotation, cellular component: endoplasmic reticulum membrane. NCBI's taxonomy places the organism in Eukaryota, Viridiplantae, Streptophyta, Magnoliopsida, Caryophyllales, Amaranthaceae. The transcript has 10 exons. Bases 432 to 1595 code for a protein of 387 amino acids. Gene Ontology annotation, biological process: protein secretion.